AUGUCAUCUCCUGCUUCCUCUUCAAUGUCACAACACUAUACCAUUCUUUUCAUUCAUGGUUGGGGCUCAAGUGCUUCUCUUUUUGAAAAGUAUUCGAAACCUUUCAGAGAACAAAUAACCUCUGCAGAUGGUUUACAAUCCACACAAUUUCUAUUUGUCAACGCACCUAUGGAAAUGGAAGAAUUGAUAGGAAACAAUCCCAAAGAUCAACGAUCAUGGGUUUAUCUUAGAGAAAAUAGAUCCGUUUACUAUCAUUGGAAAGCAGGUUUGUUGAGUUUAUUAAAUCAAGUCAAGAAGGCAAAAGAGGAAGGAAAGCAAGUGAAUGGAAUUUUAGGUUUCAGUCAAGGAGGAAUGUUGUCCACCAUUUUAGGAGGAUUAAUAUCCUUAGAAAUGAAUGGACUACUUGAAAAACAGUAUUUACCACCCUCACUCUACGAAUUUCCUCAUCCUCAUGAUGAUGACUCGACUAAUUUUGACGAUAUCAUUCAAGGGAUUAGAGAAAAUUUCUUUACCUAUGAAGGUUCUCACAAAGAAUGUCUCAUUAAAUUUAUUGCGUUUGUUGGAGCUUUUAAACCUAACGCGGUUCAAGUUCGGGAGAUGUUGGAUGUGUUAUUCCAUAAGGGUUUGAAAUUCAGUGGUUUUAAAUCAUUGGUUAUUUAUGGACGGAAUGAUGAGUUGGUUGUGCCUGCUUCUACUCAAGCCAUUGCCGAUGACUGGAUCAACAAGGAAGAGUGUCAAGUGUUGGCAUUCGAUGGACGUCACGAACUUCCCGUUGGUGAACAGGAAAAGGCAGAACUGAUUCAAUUCAUUAGAAAAGCGUGGAAUCAAUAA
Messenger RNA from Naegleria lovaniensis, 831 nucleotides. RefSeq lists its product as uncharacterized. Gene Ontology annotation, cellular component: nucleus; cytoplasm. Lineage: Eukaryota; Heterolobosea; Eutetramitea; Acrasida; Naegleriidae. The transcript has 2 exons. The coding region runs from base 1 to 831 and encodes 276 amino acids. The record is from RefSeq and is a predicted model, not a curated record.